AAACAUUGCCCUCAGAGAACAUAUACCAACAACUUCACGAUACAACCCUCAUGUCUAAUUUCUGCGUUUCAGAGAUCGAACAGUUUCAUAACAGAGAAGAGUGGUGUUCCGAUUUGAGUUUCAUUCCUAAGAUUCGGAAUGAGUGAACCGUCUCAGAAACCUCCUCCGAAGCCAACGGUAUCAUCGUCUGCCCCUGGCGAUGGUAUCCGCUCGAUGCGAUCCACGAACGUUUUCCGGGCCAUCAACUUCGAACUCUACGCCAAACCGAAUGCUAUAGUAAUGGGAAUCGGACUGGUGGCGAUUGGCAUAACUUUCGGAUACAUUGCGUACAUGCGUUCCAAAUACGAAGGACUUGGAUACUAUUCGGCAAUUCAGGAAGACGGCAAAGAGGUGUUUGUCAAAAGAAAGUCCAAAUGGGAGUAGACUGACGGAAGGAUCUGCUAGUUCCAGUUUGAUAUCCUGCGGUGAACUUCCUAAACAUGAACUGUGCAAUUCUCCGCAAACAAUUUAAAAUGUUUGGAGUUUUGCUUCUACCAAACGAACUACAAACUCGUUGGAAAUAUUAAUCUGUGUAUAUAAUUUUUAUUAUAUUUAUAAUACGAAUAAAAUGAAAAAAUCAACAAAACUA
Molecule: messenger RNA, 628 nt
Organism: Aedes aegypti (yellow fever mosquito)
Lineage: Eukaryota; Metazoa; Arthropoda; Insecta; Diptera; Culicidae
Product: small integral membrane protein 8
Exons: 3
Coding region: 139-423 (94 amino acids)
Source: RefSeq, a predicted model, not a curated record